Messenger RNA from Anthonomus grandis grandis, 1990 nucleotides. RefSeq lists its product as uncharacterized. Gene Ontology annotation, molecular function: microtubule binding. Gene Ontology annotation, cellular component: spindle microtubule; microtubule organizing center; cytoplasmic microtubule. Gene Ontology annotation, biological process: mitotic spindle assembly. Lineage: Eukaryota; Metazoa; Arthropoda; Insecta; Coleoptera; Curculionidae. The coding region runs from base 60 to 1853 and encodes 597 amino acids. The record is from RefSeq and is a predicted model, not a curated record. The transcript has a single exon.
GUCAGCCCUGACGUAUUUUACCCAAUGUUUACUUUUUUAUUUACCACCAAAGUACAUGAAUGCAAAUUACGUUGAACCUUUGGCAAUCUCCAAUGGCAGGGCAACAGAAGCUUAAGAAUCCCCAAUAUUUCCCCACUAAAAGUCCACGAAGGAGAUAUGGUGAAGAAAAUGUUCGAAGACUCUUUUAUUCCGCCUCUUUUGUCGACUCGAACAACGUUAGUAAAAGAAUUGUAGAAGUUGAAGGUCUAAGAAACAGCAGCACCCAGACAAGUAAGACCCUGGUCUCGUUAAAUUUACCUUUGGAACCAGAUUUAAGCCCCAGGUUAUCUCCUGAUAGUUUAAGCCCUAAUACCGGUCGUUUGAUCAACGAUAAUGAAUUGGAUGAUUUACCUCAACCCAUGGCAGAACAACCACAUAUUAUCGAUAAAGAACUGACAUUUGUACGGAAGAAUUGUGUACUCAGGUACCUCCAAAGGAGCAAACAUGAGCAAGGGGAUAAUGAAGACAAAUUGCCCGCAGAUUCUUUGACCAAGUUGUUCCUAUGCAAGGCCAAGUCAAAAAAAGCUCCAGACAUUAUCCGCAACAGCUCCCCUAGAGUGACCAGAUCGAAUUUCUUGCAACAGACCUCUCCGCUUAGAAAUAUAAUGCCCGAUAUCCAAGAGAAUCAAUUUAAGAGCUACUCAUAUGCUGCAAUGCAUUCACCAAAAGAUACCUUACAAACCAUUAAGCACACUAAACCAAGGUUUAAAGUACAGAGAAUUGGGGAGAAGGUUCAGGCCCCAAGUGCUGUAAAACCGGUCAAAUAUUUUUGUGAAAAGGAACUCACGCUGAACCUAAGUAGUUCUAAAUCUUCCCCGAAAUCUAUUGUGAAAACCCACUCGUUUAUGUCACCAACUUUCUCUAGCGAGCAAAAGAACAAAAUGAGAGAAAUCGAAACUCUAAGCUGUUUGAUUUCGCCUACCCGAAGAGGCCGAAGUGCCAGCCCGAAACCUCAGUUAAACCUAAACCAACAUGUAGCAAGAAAGGUGCCUUAUAUAGAUAAGAGUUCUACUUCGACUUUACAAGGCCCCAUGACGGACCUGAAUCUAUGUUCUUCUAAACUCAAUAUGUCAAACUCCACGAUUUCUGAAAGUGGUAAAUAUGAGCCAAAACCUGAACUCGAAUUGGUCCAAUCAAUCAAUAAAAUGAAGAAUCUCGACUGGAACGUUUCACUUAGGGGCCUCGCUGAAAUCGUCGAAAUAUGUCGUACUACAGAGGCGGAUAUCGUUUACCCUCAUAUGACCGUUAUUAAUCAAAGAGUUAUAGAAAUGUUAAAGAGUCCUAGAUCUCACGUUUGCCGUACCACUUGUAAGGCUGUAGGACAUCUUUUCGAAUACCUUAAAGAUACUAGAAGACCCGAAUUUGAUGAGAUAGUCGACACUUUGUUAUAUAAAACAGCCGAUUCAAAUAAAUUUAUCAGACAAGAUGCCAAUUUGGCAUUGGAUUGUAUGGUGACCCAUAUACCUGCCCUAAACGCUGUUAGAUCCCUAUGUGCAAAAGGUCCAGAUCAUAAAAAUCACUUAGUAAGAAUCGCUACUGCAAGACUAGUAGUAUGUGCAGUAGUUAUCGCAGGAACUAACACGGUUUUAAACCCGAAUGCAGGCGAUUUUACUAGAAAACGAGUUAUUUUAAAUAUGGUGAAGUUCCUGAGCGAUAAGCAUUUAGAAGUAAGAAAGUAUGGACAGAGGCUUUACUAUUUGCUGAAUAGCGAUAGUAUGUUUGAAUUUUUCUUGCGAAGGUAUGUGGAAAAGGACACAAUUACGAAAAUGAAAACGUGCUUUAAGAGUUACCACCCAAAAGAAAACAACAGAUGAUGUAAAAGUAAGCAACUGGGAUAUUUUUUUGCAUCACCUAUAAGAACUAUGAUUUUUUAGGGGUCAGGGACCUUAGCAUGAUAGGAUCUACUUUUUGUAUUUUAAGAAAUAAAAUAUAUAUAUGUAUUUGUGAAGAA